This is a messenger RNA of Protopolystoma xenopodis, 375 nucleotides long. NCBI's taxonomy places the organism in Eukaryota, Metazoa, Platyhelminthes, Monogenea, Polystomatidea, Polystomatidae. The record is from the annotation of a GenBank genome assembly.
AUGUUUCUUCUGUUGAUAGGCUGCAAUUUUGUCUCUUUAUUUCCUUUCUUUCCGGGCCCAGUUGAAACGGUGCGUCAAAAUUGGCUGUCCACCAGUGAUGAGGUGAAGCGUCGCCUUCAAGAGCUAGACGCCAUGAUGCAAGGCACCAAACGUGCUCAAGAGAUAGCUCGUGAUUUGGAGCGCUGGAUUGACCGAGCAGAAAGUGACCUGGAUGCUCUGCUUGCCCUAGCCCCCGGAGAUGCAGGCCCAGGCUCCGGGGCGAAAAAUGGCUUGAGGACGGAGCGUGGAUCGGCUGGGGUUACUCCGGCUUCACGAAAGCGACAGUUACAGGUUAGGCUAAAAGACUUUAAUAUAGGGUCAUCAUAUUUCGUUUAA